This is a messenger RNA of Bactrocera tryoni, 1244 nucleotides long. Its product is annotated as protein FAM50 homolog. The record is from RefSeq and is a predicted model, not a curated record. Gene Ontology annotation, cellular component: nucleus. The coding region runs from base 119 to 1198 and encodes 359 amino acids. Lineage: Eukaryota; Metazoa; Arthropoda; Insecta; Diptera; Tephritidae. The transcript has a single exon. Gene Ontology annotation, biological process: chromatin organization.
AUCAUUUACAAAAACUCAGAAAAAGCGAAAACAUCAUAUAAAUUGUUUCAACAUUACAACAAAAUAUAAAAUAUCGUGUAUAAUUAAUAAAAUAGUACAUUAAAAAGAUUACCAAGUAAUGGCGCACUACAAGGGAGCCGCCAGUGAAGCGGGUCGUGCCGCUCAACUGAUGAAAAAACGUGAGAUUGCCCAGCAGGAGAUUGAGUUUCGCAAGAAAAAAAUCGAGGAAGAGCUUAAGCUGGAUAAGAUUGAAAACAAAUUCGCAGCGCAUUAUGAUGCCGUGGAACAGCAACUUAAAAGUUCGACCAUUGGUCUGGUCACUUUGGAUGAAAUGAAAGCCAAACAAGAGGAUAUUGUGAGGGAACGUGAAAAAAAGUUGGCACAGAAAAAAGAUGAAAAAGAACGUGAAAAACAACGCGCACUAGAGGCCAUUCAAGCAGAAAAAAAUAAACAAAAGCGACAAAUUCAAGCACUAUCAUUCAGUUUUAAUGACGACGAAGAUGAUGAAGUGGCUGCGGAAGACGAUGAUGAGGACGAUAUUAAAGAAGUUAAAAAGGAGGAUAUUCCACCUAAAAAGAAGUGGACAGAAAUCGAUGAUGAUAGUACACUGCCGAAGAAAAAGAAAAUAUUUAAAAAUCCCGAAGUAGACACAUCAUUUCUGCCUGAUCGUGAACGUGAGGAGCAAGAAAACCGCUUACGUGAACAAUUACGUCAAGAAUGGGUAAUGCAACAAGCAGCAUUAAAGGAUCAAGAAAUUACCAUCACCUUCAGUUACUGGGAUGGUUCAGGUCAUAGACGUAGUGUCAUUAUGAAAAAAGGUAACUCUAUAUAUCAAUUUCUGCAACGUUGCCUUGAGUUGCUGCGCAAAGAAUUCAACGAAUUGAAAACUGUUAUGGCUGAUCAGUUGAUGUAUGUCAAAGAAGAUUUAAUACUGCCACAUCAUUACUCAUUCUAUGAUUUCAUUGUAACAAAAGCGCGUGGUAAGAGUGGACCUUUAUUCCAAUUCGACGUGCAUGAUGACGUGCGCAUGAUAAGCGACGCUACGGUAGAGAAAGAAGAGUCCCACGCUGGCAAAGUGCUCUUACGUUCGUGGUAUGAACGUAAUAAGCAUAUUUUUCCAGCCAGCCGUUGGGAGCCAUAUGAUCCCACAAAAACUUAUGAUAAAUAUACCAUUAAGGAUAAAAGCAAAAAAACAUGAGUUGUAUUUAUCGUAAAAAAUUAAUAAAAUUAAGUACAAUAUGUAA